CUGUUUGUUCUUGUUGUAUUAUUGUAUUGUUGUGUUUGUUGUCGUGGUUAGGUUAAAUAAAACGUUAGAAGUUACUGUAAGUUUAUAGAACUUCGAACCAAUCGAAAUCGGCAAGUGAAGUGACAAAUUAAGUUAUUUCAAGCAAAAGGGUAGAUUAACUUACAGGGUUUUUGCAUCUGACCGACCAAAAAUUAUUGGUUUAGGCCUACUUGAUACACAUCCAUUUGAUCUUCGAAAUGUCAAAUUAUAAAAUGCAAUGGGCCCUAACUUAGGUCUCAUAUUUCAUUCCCUAGGCCUAUUUUAUAAGUUGUUGGCCUUAGAGGUACUUGUUUACCAUAAUGAAGAGAGCUUUUUUGCAGAGGUUAACAUCUCAUCCAUCUGCAGUUGAUUUCAGAUCACUAAGUUCAUCAUUAAAAUAUAACUAUAAAAGGGUUCAUCCCAUCGACAGAGAUGCAGAGUUUGACUUACCUGUGUUCCAGUAUCCACCCGGAUCUAGCAGUGAUCGAAGAGUAUAUGUCUGGGGCCUUUCCGAACAUGGUGCUUUGGGUAACAGACUUCAGUUAAAGAACACUGUGAAGUACAAAAACAAACUUCCCGAGUUUCAUCAUAAGCCUCUGCGGCUCACAUUUGCUGAACAAAAUAAGGUUACUGACAUUGCCUGUGGUUAUGGAUUUACAUUAUUUGCUGUCGAUACAAAAGAAAAAUACAAAGUAUUUGGUAGUGGUAUUAACACAGAUUCGCAAAUAGGUUACCAUGACCCCAGGAGAGAUCAUCCCCUCAACAUACUCACCAGCCCUGCACCAAUUGAGCUUCCGCUUGAUCCAACGACCAAAGUUAAAGGACUGGCAGCAGGUCGCGCCCACUCUGUUGUACUUACUGACACUCAUGGCGUCUUUACCUUUGGCAACAACGCUUACGGACAAUGUGGUCGACGGAUUGUAGAAAAUGAAAAAUACAGCGGCAGCAGAAUUGUGCAUAAUACUCCUAAUAUUGAUGGGAACAGUAUUGUUGCAGUUGUAUGCGGACAAGACCAUACGCUGAUGGUGACGGAGGGGGAGAGGGGAGGGUUGUACAGUUGUGGGUGGGGAGCUGAUGGACAGCUGGGCAGAGGAGAUUACAACUCACAGUGGCAGAUCGGCCGAGUAGGAGGCGACAUUGCUAGUGAGAGAAUUACCAAACUGGCCGGCACUGGCGACUGUGUACUGGCCCUCAACGAUAAAGGAGAAGUAUUUGGAUGGGGAAACAACGAGUACAGGCAGUUGUCAGAGACUGGUGACUUACAGCAGGUAUGUACCCCAGUGAGGCUUGAAUCAACUUGUGGAUUGGGAAAGAUUAUCGACAUAGCUGCAGGGGGAAGCUUCUGUGCUGUACUCAAUGAGGAAGGUGCUGUGUUUGUCUGGGGCUAUGGUCUGUUGGGUCUAGGACUUCAGGUAGACAUGUCACCCAGGCCACUACGAGUGCCUGAGACAUUGUUUGGUCAGAACAUGUUCAUGCCUCACUCCCGUGUGGACAGUUUGGCCAGUGGACUCUACUACUUGGCUGCCAUCACCAACCAAGGACAGCUGUACAUGUGGGGUCGAAACAAGAGCGGCUGUUUGGGCAUCGGUUCAACUAAAGACCAGUACUUUCCACUCAAGGUCAAUGUUGGAGCACAUGUCCUCAAAGUGAGUGCGGGAGUCGAUCACACAAUAGCUCUGUGUAAACCCUUCACAUAGUGAUCAACUGCAGUCAUGUUUUGUAUAUAUGUAAAUACAGUAAAACUAUUUAUUUGUUACCUA
This is a messenger RNA of Macrosteles quadrilineatus (aster leafhopper), 1778 nucleotides long. RefSeq names its product RCC1-like G exchanging factor-like protein. The record is from RefSeq and is a predicted model, not a curated record. The transcript is spliced from 9 exons. The coding region runs from base 339 to 1715 and encodes 458 amino acids. NCBI's taxonomy places the organism in Eukaryota, Metazoa, Arthropoda, Insecta, Hemiptera, Cicadellidae.